Molecule: messenger RNA, 1348 nt
Organism: Lingula anatina
Lineage: Eukaryota; Metazoa; Brachiopoda; Lingulata; Lingulida; Lingulidae
Source: RefSeq, a predicted model, not a curated record
AUGUGAGUGCAGGUGAAAUCGUGGAGCAUGACGUUGUUAGCAGGGGCGUUGUUUCUCUGUGGCUAUGUUGCUGUUGCCACUGCAGCGGAGUGCACACGAGCAUGCUCCGUUCUCACUGAUCCUGAUCUUGUACCUUGCUGGCAGCAAAGCACAGAAUACUUUGCUCAGACUCUGUCCAAGGCCAUAGAGGACUUUGCUGCCAUCAACGUCCAUGUGUCUAGGUGGAAGCAGAACCACAAGGAGCAGAGUGACAAAUAUGCUGAGUUUGACCACGAAAUUGUGAACAAGACACUGGAUGGAAUGGAUUUUGCUGGAACUACGCUAAGCAAAGAGGAUCUGGCUGAGAUUUAUAAUUUGAUUCUGAAUAAGACAAGGAAAGUCGAACCAAAUUAUGAGCAGGAAGAUGAACUGGUUGAGCUGCCUCAUGUCGAGUGCCCUGUUCCUUGCUCGUACACAGUCACCAUGUGGAUUGCCCUGUUCUCAGUCAUGAUUGUUGUCACUUUUCUCACAUUAUUGGUGACAGGUGCAUACUUGUUUACUCUCCAUAGGAUGCAGAAAAGUCCACAUUCCAAACCCUUGGUGUCUUCUCCAAGCUAAUGUGUUAUUGCACAUAACUGUCACAGUUUUUAGGACUUCCCACAGCUGAUUUAGAAGCCUGUGAGUCUUAUGAGCAUUAUUUUCAUAACAUUUAUAUAUUGGUACUAAAUUUUCAAAAGAUAUCUGAUUUUGAAAACAAUUGAACACAUAUGUUUGUGUUAAACUUCAUAUUUGAUUUAUUUGUUUUGAAAAAAAUAGCUGUUUAUCUGCAACAGAAAGUAUGCUAACAUGACCACAGAGCUGAAAUGACUUAUUAACCGAAAAAAAGCAUCCUUAUUUGUUAUUUUGGGCCCAAAUGUGGGUCAAAGAUAAUUUAUAAAAUCAAUCUUCAAUUGAGGGCUUCCAAUCAUUCAUUUGAUGUGCAUAUUGUUGAGCUUGUGUCUUUGUUCAUCAGCAUUGUUGUAGUCACUCUCUGUUAUAUCUCUAACAUUUUGAUACACUACAUGCAGUUAAGCAGGUCUGUAGAAAUAAUCUCAUUUUAAUCUUCAAAUAUUUUAUUUCUGUAAUAAUGCAGGCCAUUUUUGGCAGAGAUUUUAUCCAGCCUGACCCUUAAGCUUGUCAUUGUAAAUUAUACAUAAGCGUAUUGGCAGCUUGAAACAGGUUGCAGGAAAAAAAUAUUUGAGCUUGUCAUUGUAAAAUAUACAUAAGUGUAUUGACAGUUUGAAUCAGGUUGCAGGAGAAAAAUAUUUGUAAAAUCCUUGAUAAUUACAUGGAUAUGAUGAAAAAUAUAUCAGAUAAGUGCAAUUGUCAU